Molecule: messenger RNA, 4464 nt
Organism: Canis lupus familiaris (dog)
Lineage: Eukaryota; Metazoa; Chordata; Mammalia; Carnivora; Canidae
Gene: LIMK1
Product: LIM domain kinase 1
Exons: 16
Coding region: 52-1995 (647 amino acids)
Biological process (GO): protein phosphorylation; actin cytoskeleton organization; positive regulation of stress fiber assembly
Cellular component (GO): cytoplasm; neuron projection; nucleus
Molecular function (GO): protein binding; protein serine/threonine kinase activity; ATP binding
Source: RefSeq, a predicted model, not a curated record
CCCAGCCCCAGCCCCAGCCCCAGCCCGCCGGCCCCGCCCCCCGCCGAGUGCAUGAGGUUGACGCUACUUUGUUGCACCUGGAGGGAAGAACGUAUGGGAGAAGAAGGAAGUGAGUUGCCCAUGUGUGCGAGCUGCGGCCAGAGGAUCUAUGAUGGCCAGUACCUCCAGGCCCUGAAUGCUGACUGGCACGCAGACUGCUUCAGGUGUUGUGAAUGCAGUGCCUCCCUCUCACACCAAUACUACGAGAAGGAUGGACAGCUCUUCUGCAAGAGGGACUACUGGGCCCGCUAUGGAGAGGCCUGCCACGGGUGCUCGGAGCACAUCACCAAGGGGCUGGUCAUGGUGGCUGGGGAGCUGAAAUACCACCCCGAGUGCUUCAUCUGCCUCACGUGCGGAACCUUCAUCGGUGACGGAGACACCUACACGCUGGUGGAGCACUCCAAGCUGUACUGCGGGCACUGCUACUACCAGACUGUGGUGACCCCCGCCAUCGAGCAGGUCCUGCCUGACUCCCCCGGCUCCCGCCUGCCCCACACAGUUACCCUAGUAUCCAUCCCCGCCUCACCUCAUGGCAAACGUGGCCUGUCGGUCUCCAUUGACCCCGCCCACGGCCCGCCAGGCUGCAGCACAGAGCACUCCCACACCGUCCGCGUCCAGGGAGUGGACCCAGGCUGCAUGAGCCCAGAUGUGAAGAAUUCCAUCCACGUGGGAGACCGGAUCCUCGAAAUCAAUGGCACACCCAUCCGGAACGUGCCCCUGGAUGAGAUUGAUCUGCUGAUCCAGGAAACCAGCCGCCUGCUCCAGCUAACUCUUGAGCAUGACCCCCAUGACACCCCGGGUCAUGGGCCAGGGCCUGAGCUCAGCCCCCUGGGCUCCCCAACCCCCACUCCCAGUGGGGAGGUGGGCACCUCUUCCCGGCAGAAGCCUGUCCUGAGGAGCUACAGCAUUGACAGGUCUCCGGGUGCUGGCUCACUAAGCUCCCCAGCCUCCCAGCGCAAGGACCUGGGUCGCUCUGAAUCCCUCCGUGUGGUCUGCCGGCCGCACCGCAUCUUCCGGCCAUCGGAUCUCAUCCAUGGGGAGGUGUUGGGCAAAGGCUGCUUCGGCCAGGCCAUCAAGGUGACACACCGGGAGACAGGCGAAGUGAUGGUGAUGAAGGAACUGAUCCGGUUUGAUGAAGAGACCCAGAGGACGUUCCUCAAGGAGGUAAAGGUCAUGAGAUGCCUGGAGCACCCUAACGUGCUCAAGUUCAUCGGAGUGCUCUACAAGGACAAGAGGCUCAACUUCAUCACAGAGUACAUCAAGGGGGGUACCCUCCGGGACAUCAUCAAGAGUAUGGACAGCCAGUACCCGUGGACUCAGAGGGUGAGCUUUGCCAAGGAUAUCGCUUCAGGGAUGGCUUACCUCCACUCCAUGAACAUUAUCCACCGGGACCUGAACUCACACAACUGCCUGGUCCGAGAGAACAAGAACGUGGUGGUGGCUGACUUUGGGCUGGCACGGCUCAUGGUGGAAGAGAAGACACAGCCCGGAGGCCUUCGAAGCAUCAAGAAGUCAGAUCGCAAGAAGCGAUACACGGUAGUGGGCAACCCAUACUGGAUGGCGCCUGAGAUGAUCAAUGGCCGCAGCUACGAUGAGAAGGUGGAUGUGUUUUCCUUUGGAAUCGUCCUGUGCGAGAUCAUUGGGCGGGUGAAUGCGGACCCCGACUACCUGCCCCGCACCAUGGACUUUGGCCUCAAUGUGCGGGGCUUCCUGGACCGUUACUGCCCUCCAAACUGCCCUCCGAGCUUUUUCCCCAUAACUGUGCGCUGCUGUGAUCUGGACCCCGAGAAGAGGCCCUCCUUUAUGAAGCUGGAGCAGUGGCUGGAGACCCUCCGCAUGCACUUGGCCAGCCACCUGCCACUGGGCCUGCAGCUGGAAGAACUGGACAGGAGCUUCUGGGAGACCUACCGGCGAGGCGAGAGCGGACUGCCCGCUCACCCCGAGGUCCCCGACUGAGCCCAGCCCACUCGGCUGCCCCCGUGCCCACCUCUGGAGGACCCACCCUGUACCACACUCCUACAGGUCGUGGCCCGGGCGUGGAGCCCCCAGCUGGGCAGCAGGCACCCAGACUCCUCCCUAGCACCGGGCCCUGACUUGCCUUCUCUUAGCCUGUGGGCCGUGGCCCCUGCCCCAUCUCUGCCCCUGGCCCCAGAGCUGGCCUGGCUGCACACACACCGUCACCUCACCCUGCCUUACCUGUCUUGGUGGGGCCACCCCCUCUCGCUUCUCCUUGCAUGAGCUGGAGGGCCCGUGUGAGUCCUGCCCCAUCCUCCACCCCGCUGCCCCCAGCUGUCCUGCGCACACUCCCCGUCUGUGGCUUCUCUGAGGCCAGGCCAGUAGACAGCCUCAGAGUGGACCGGUCAGGGCUGAGUUCGUAGGAGGGCACCAAAUGAGGGAGAGGCUGCAUUCUGGGGUGCGUCACCCCCCCCCCCGGGGGGUGGUGUCUCUGUAGUAGCAGGUAUUGAUAGUUACCCAAACCCCCAAACAGAGAGGUCUGCCUCUGGAGGGUGGGAGUUCCAGUAGCUAAGCCGCAGGCCUCUCUUGCUUUGGGUCUCUUCAUUUCUUUCUCGAAGCCACUUUAGUGAGAAGCAGGUACCAGGCCUCAGGGUGAAGGGAGGGUCUGCUGGGGGAGAGGGGAUCCGGAUCCCUGGAUCAGAGCUGCCGGGAGGAGCCACAGAGGGACGCUGGGCAGAGCGGACGAGGCAGGUGUCCACCAGCAUCCCAAUCCCCAAAGUCCAUCUCAGUGCCCCUCCCGGGCUUCUCCCCAGGCCGCCCCUCCCCGUGGCCCUCUGUCCUCUGGGUUCUUUCUGUGUAAUCUAUUUUUUGAGAAGAAUUUGUAUUAUUUUUUCAUACGGCUGCAGCAGCUGCUGUCAGAGGGCUUGGGGCUUUAUUUUUCUGGCGGGCGGGGGUGGGGGGGCCAUUUUGUCACUUUGCCUCAGUUGAGCAUCUAGGAAGUAUUAAAACUGUGAAGCCUCCUCAGUGCACUUUGAGCCUGGAAAACAAUCUAAACAGGCCCGUGGGACUGCGGGUCAGGGAGCGUGGGACAUGUCCGCCUCCAUCCAGGAAUCAUGAUGUCUAAGGAAGAAAACCUAGACACAGAACAAUAAAAUAAAUUUCAUACUCCCCAACCAGGAUCCCGGUUGCCAUAUAUGUCUGGGGCGCAAGGAGCCCGGAACGAGAGUGGCCCUUUGUGACUAGAAGCCUGGUGGGAAGACGAGAGUGGAGGGCAGGUGGGGACCAUACGGGUGGGAGCAGCUUUGGGAGCGGGGAGGAGGAGAUGCUAGGGUAGGCACUGCUCUCAUGUGAUAAUAAUGUCCUCUCCCGUAAGGUCCAGUCAGGAAAACAAAUCGCACUGGUUAUUUCAAAUAGAGGGCAUUAAAUGCAAGGGAGUUGUUGACAUAGUAGCUGAAGGACAGCAGAGGGGUAAAAAGUGACGCUGGGACAACCCAAAGAUGGGGAAUUUCAGGAAGGAGUUACUGCCCCCCAGCAGGGGCAUUUAGGGAAAGUGAGGGUGACUUUAGCUAUCUGGUGUUGGCAUAUCAAAUCACCCCUUAAGUUUGGUGGCUUAAAAAAAUAGUGGUUGCUUAUGGCUUAAGUCUGUCAAUUUGGGAGCAGCUUGGGUGAGUGGUUUUGGUCAAGGGCUCUCCUGAGGUAGGGUGGGUGACCCUGGUUCAGGGUCUCUCCUGAGGUAGGGUGCAUGACUUUGGUCCAGGUCUCUCCUGAGGUAGGGUGGGGGACUUUGGUCCGGUGCUCUCCUGAGGUACGGUGGGUGACUUUGGUCCAGCGUCUCUCCUGAGGUAGGGUGGGUGACUUUGGUCCGGGGUCCCUCCUGAGGUUUUGGUCACAUACUGUCUGGGCUGCAGUCCUUUGAGGAUAUGACCAGCUGGAGAGUCCAUUUCCAAGGACUUUUGUAUGUGUCUCCCUCACAUGGCUGGCUGCUGACCAGAGGCCUCAGUCCCUGUCAGGGCCUCUCCACCAGGCUCUUUGAGCAUCCCUGCUGCAUCCUCUAGAGUGAGCAUCCCAAAAGAGCCAAGCAGAAGCUCCCGAGCCUUUUAUGACCUGGUCUCAGAAGUCACAGCAUUACUUCCACCAUAUUCCAGUGGUCACACAGGCCAACCUAGAUUCAGUGUAAGAGCAGGCUACCCAAGGCCAAGCAUACCUGUACCAGAAGGGAUCACGAGGUCAUCUUGGAAGCUGGCUAGGACCUUGGAGGAAGGAGCCCUAUGAGACCAAAGCUUGGAUUUUUAAAGUGGGGUUGUUUGUUUUUGAGGGGCACCUGGGUGGCUCAGUCAGUUAAGCAUCUGCCUUUGGCUCGGGUCACGAUCCCAGAGUCUGGGAUCGAGCCCAUGUGUCAAUCUCCCUACUUAGCAGAGAGUCUGCUUCUCUCUCUCGCCCACCCCACUCAUGCUUUCUCUCAAAUAAAUA